CUCACACUCCCUCUUAUAUAAAUUUAGCGGCAAAACCCCCCACGUUAAUCGGAGAUCGAAGAAAACUAAAAAAAGAAAAGGGGGUGAGAUGGGGAUUGCGGAGGAGAGCAAAAGGCCGAGGUUUCUCUGUCUUCAUGGCUUCAGGACAAGCGCCAACAUCCUCAAGAAACAGGUUGGUAAAUGGCCUGAAUCCGUGCUCGGCAAUAUUGAUCUCGUCUUUGUAGACGCUCCUUUUCCGGCCCAAGGAAUAUCUGACGUCAAGGGAAUUUUCGACCCUCCUUAUUACGAAUGGUUCCAAUUCAACGAGGAAUUUACGGAGUACAGGAACUUCCAGGAGUGCCUUGAUUACAUCGAAGAUUGCAUGAUAAAGCAUGGACCCUUCGAUGGCCUAUUGGGUUUUUCCCAGGGAGCGAUUCUAUCGGCCGCUUUACCAGGUCUGCAGGCAAAGGGUUUGGCGCUGACUCGAGUUCCCAAAAUUAAAUUUGUUAUAAUAAUCGGAGGGGCGAAGUUUAUGUCGCCGACGGUGGCGGAUAAUGCAUACGCGUCGCUCAUCGAAUGUCCAUCCGUCCACUUUCUAGGUGAGGAAGAUUAUUUGAGACCACAUGGGGAAAGACUCUUGAAAUCAUUUGUCAAUCCUGUAGUCAUUCAUCACCCCAAGGGCCAUACCGUGCCAAGACUCGAUGAAAAGAGCAUUGAAAUUAUGCUUAAUUUCAUUGAGAAGAUUCAGAUGAAGACAAUGUCUAACAACGGAGCUACUGACGACGAACAGAAAGAAAUAUACGUGGACUAGAAUUCUUUGUGCGAAUCCAAAUUUGAUAGUAUAUAUAUUCGUUUUUCCCACUACGUUGAAUUACCUCUCAAUGGGUAUUAGCUAUUUUAUGGCAUUGCAAUCAUAUCGAGAGAUGAGUUUUACUCAUGCAAUCUGUAAAACCCUUUCGGUGGUAAUGUUGUGAUGGAACCCAGGGUGAUGAACAAGAGUGAAAUUCUUGUUAAGUCAUGACUCAGAGCUAUAAUUGAAAUCUGUCUUUCUUUUAGCCAUAAAUUUGCUACUAGUUGAUUCACAUGGCCGCUUGAGAGGUUAAUUAGAAAUGGAAUUGAGGGUAUUGAAAUCUGUCUACUUUCA
This is a messenger RNA of Nelumbo nucifera (sacred lotus), 1123 nucleotides long. RefSeq lists its product as uncharacterized. The record is from RefSeq and is a predicted model, not a curated record. NCBI's taxonomy places the organism in Eukaryota, Viridiplantae, Streptophyta, Magnoliopsida, Proteales, Nelumbonaceae.